CGCGCCUCUUCCUUGAAUAGAAACAGCACGCAUUGACGAGGAUACCCACUGACUCCGCUGUCUCUUCCAACUGAUCGCUUUUUCAAAAUGGCAGAGGAUGACGAUACCCCUGUCUUGUCGCACACGGACAGCGACAGCGACGGAAGCGAGGAUGAAUCCAGCGACGAGCCGGUCGUAGAAACACUUAUCGCGGGUCGAGAGCGACGAAAGACCGCGGGCAAUCGCUAUGACCGAGAUUUGCUCCUUGAGGAGGCCGCGGCAGCGGCGGAUGAGGACGCCGAUGAAGUUACGCUUCUAUUUGCGGACGCUGACGACGAAGAGGACGAUGAAUUCAAGAGCGAUGAAGAAGAUGAGGACGCGGACUUGUCAUCGAGCGACGACGACGACCAAGGCCCGAACGUUGCGCCCGAUGAUUUAGAAGGGGAGAAAGAAAUACAAAAACAUGCCAAAGAGGAGCGAGCGAAGAAGCGACGAGCAGAUCUCGCCCUUACGAGUGUGGCUGGCAUACGAAAGAAACUAAAGACCGAUCCUACACGGCCAGGUGGACUCUCAACGCAGGCGAAGCCGUCCAAGAAGAAAGAAAGGGUGACAUGGGUUCAUGAGCCGGAUUCAGGUCGCAGUUCGCUCCGAAAGCAGACGAUCGCCCAUCGCGCGGAAACGAUUGCCCGCCUGAAAGAAAGCGAGGCGCAAAGCAAGAAGCUAAAGGCGCUCAAGGAACAACGGGACAGAGAACGCGCAAAAGAUGCUCCGAAAGAACUUACUCAGGCCGAUCGUUUGGCUGAAGCCGCACGCGUUGAACGACAAAAUGCUACAAGUCUCAAUCGAUGGGAAGCCAUGGAGAAGAAGAGGCAGGAGGAGCAGGCUGCCAAGUUGGCCGCUCUGAAGGAUAGGAAGCUAGAAGGCCCUGUCAUAACCUGGUGGAGCGCCCGAGCCCAAUGGAUAGGGCCAAGGCUGCACAAGAUUGGCACCAAGGAUGCCGGUGAUGUGAUAGAGGGGGGCGUGGAGACGAAGAAACGUGGGAGAAAAUCCAAAGCGUUCCUGGAACAGCAGGCGGCGGCAAAAGAGGCCGAGGUCGGCGCGUUACAAUCACAGAAGGAGAAUUUAGAGCGGCCGCCAGAGUCGCAAACGCCGGCGGCAGCAACAACAGCAGGAGCACCAACAGACUCCCCAGCAACGGCAGUGCCAAUGGGACCACACCAGCAUGAGCCGCUAACGACACCACAUGCAGCGAAAGAGCCUUCUCAGGACACGGUACCAUUGAUAUCAGAUGAAGGAAAAGAACCUUCUAACACUACGGUAUCGACGACAUCGAAUGAAGUCAAAGAAUCUCCCACCGGCAUGUUGCCGGAUGCUGCGCCCCCAACAGGAGCGGUGCAGCCGCAAGACACGACUAUAACGACCACACAAGAACAAGAAGAUACAUUUUUAAAGGGUAUACAUGAGUACGCAACAUUAGGCAGUGAUAUUAAUCCCCCUGGGAAGGAGGUUGAAAGUUCUGCACCUCAAACUUGUGACUCAGAACAACAAGUGGAACCAAAACCGGAACCAAAAACGGAAGAAAACCCAGAAGAAAGACCGGAACAAAAAACGGAACAAAAAGCUGAAAAGCGGACAGAGUUGGAAGAUGUAUCGAAUAACAACUCGCUGCCGACGGUUGAGACGCAUGAGAACGGGAAGAAACCCCCCGAACCACUCUCGAAUGAUGCGAUGAAGCCAGAAAACUCCUCUCGCCAGUCCACAGAGCCCGCAAAGACAGAUGAACCUGCGCCGACGGUUCCUCCUGCUGCAGAACCCGUUUCAGCAGUCGAUGCUUCACCUGCUCCCGACACACCGUCCCUUGCAGUGAUUGCAUCCGAUCCAAAGCCACCAGUCGCUCAAAUAUCAUCAGAUGCAGCUGCAGCCUCAGCCUCAGCCUCAGAUAAGUCAGCAGAGCCUGUCCCUGUAGCGGUUCCUCAACCGGAACCAGAGCCGGAACCUUCAACAAGAAACCUCGUCAUAUUGGAGAAGUUCGAGGAGCUGGCAGAUGAGGCUCGGCAAGAAUAUUCCUUCUUCUUCAACACUCACACUCGCAGGGCAGCCAAACCUGCGAAACAGAAACAUACUCAAGAGCUGUGCCCCAUCACGGCUUUGCCCGUUCGAUACCGAGACCCGGAGACGGGGAUCGGGUAUGCCAAUGUCGUUGGAUACAAAAAGCUUCAAGAAUUGAAGCAACAUGGAUUUGCGUGGAGCAGCAUGCUAGGAUGCUAUGUUGGCCGUGACGGGGGAAUCAUUGCCCGUGGAGUGCCAGAAGGGUUUGCGGGUUCAAAAUGAGGCAGGUUGCCGUUGAUUGCCAAAAACAUGCGGAGGGUAUUACUUAGUAUCAGGGUCACUCGGUGGUCCGGGUACCCGCUAGUUAUAAACAAGGCUGUCGCGUGAUCAUGAUCAUGAUUAGUGGAUUAUUAUUAUCGAGGUCUGGCCAGCCCAUUACUCAAAUGCACUGCCGUAGACAGGCUGCCAUUUUCCUUCAUUAAUAAGGCUAAAAGGAAUGCAAAUGCAAGCGGCAUCUGAG
Exophiala dermatitidis NIH/UT8656 is the source of this 2548-nucleotide messenger RNA. RefSeq lists its product as uncharacterized. Gene Ontology annotation, molecular function: ATP-dependent H2AZ histone chaperone activity. The transcript has a single exon. The record is from RefSeq and is a predicted model, not a curated record. The coding region runs from base 88 to 2310 and encodes 740 amino acids. NCBI's taxonomy places the organism in Eukaryota, Fungi, Ascomycota, Eurotiomycetes, Chaetothyriales, Herpotrichiellaceae. Gene Ontology annotation, biological process: regulation of DNA-templated transcription; chromatin remodeling. Gene Ontology annotation, cellular component: nucleus.